AUGUCGAGCGGUCAAUGGGAAGUUGUUGGAAAAAGCAAAAAAUCCCAAAAUGGUAAGGUGAAAAAUGCCAAGGAUGAAGAGAAAAAAGGUCCGAAAAACUUGCUUAAGCUGGAAGAUAUUGUUCCCCACUCCCAAAUAAAAUCUUUUUACGCGGGCAUGGAAAUAGACGAUACUAAAAAACCGCCAAAAGACAAAAAGAAGGAAGGUGAGAAAAAAGCAAAAAAGCAACAAGAUAAAAAGAACGAAGCCUCGAAACCAAAACCACCCAAAACCAUAGAAGGUGCUUUAGAAGCGAUUGAUCCAGCUGAGCUAACGAAUAUAAUAACAACUAACAAGAUCCGAUUUUCAAAUGCUCCCUUAGUAUGGUUGAAGGAAAUUGCAAGCUUCUUGAAUUCUAAGAUACAAAUAGACGUUGAUGAUCCUACUUUCUCUAACUAUCCAUCAAGAUAUCCUCUGUGUGUUAUCCCAGCAGAGAUUAAGAAUAGCUUGAAGAAUGUUUUACAUGAUGCUGGAAAAGCUAACAACCAGUUGUUCUUUGAUGUUACUCUUACUGCCUUGGCUAAUGAUAUGAGUAGAGGUCUGUCAGUGAAUGGGCACAGAUUACUUCUGCAAAUGCUUGCUCUUAUUUAUCCUGAGUUCUGCAUAGCGUCAAUAGCAAAAAGUGUCAGCCUUAGGAAUUCUUACCAAAACAGACCUCCUAUUGGCCUUUCUUUACUGUGGGUGUAUGGGCAAGGUGGGCUUGAAGACUUUGCCGUUGGCAUAAAAGUCUGGCAGGAAUUGUUCCUUCCUAUUAUAGAAUUGAAGAACUAUACAAGAUAUGUGAUAUCUUACUUAUCUAAACUCUUGCAUAGACACGGAAAGAUGGACAAUACAAAAAUAAGUCAGGAGCAAUUGCUGGCCAUGUUUGAUAUGAUUAACAAUAAGAAAAAUAGCCUAUCUAAGGAGAUGGCUACUGAACUGAUCAACCAAUUAAGUAAAUAUAAGGAUUUAUUCUUCAAGAAAAGUGGAAAUAAAUUACAAGUCACUUUCAACCAACUUAUGAAGAAAUUACCGAAUCAAUAUUUGAGUGGGCCAACAUUAGACCCUUACAACAGGGUACUAGUGGAGAGUCUAGUUGAUUGCUUGGGACAAGAUGAUUCCUGCAAUGCCACUUGGAGACAGCUGUUCAUUAAGUGUACAAAACAAUCGGCUACUCUACUUGAUUUUAUUGACAGCAACUGGGCAGAAGUAAGUCCAAAAUUGAAGUUGAGGUCAUUGAAAAUGACAGUGAUUCAAUAUAAAGAAAUCAGUAAGGAUGCAUUAAAGGGAAAAAAGAAGGAUGAGACAGUUGUGAAGGCAGAUAAAAUAUGCCAGGAUAUUCUAGACAGAAUGACAAGUACUAGAAGGUUCCCAUGGCUGUGGGCCAGCUUUGUGGUUCUCCUCAGCAUUGCUAGUUUAGUUGCAUAUGAUGUUUCUAGGUCGGGUGGCAAUUUCCCAAAAAGCAAAACUGGUCGAUUGAUGAAGGACUUAGGCAUCCUAGAGCACUCCCAAAAAGCCUGGCAAAAGACAUUAUCAACCUCAGCCCGUGGCUACAUUUGGCUCGAAACAAACACUCCCAUUUAUUAUGCACAAGCUGUAGACUUUUGUAAGCCAUAUUCACAACUUUCUAAAGAUGUAUUCAUUGUGACUGUUAAGAAAGCCGGCGUCCUAUAUGAUAAUGUGAAGGAGUAUGCAGCAGAAAAGACUCCUGUGGUCAUUGCCACCAUAGAACAAUAUGCUCCUGGUUUAAUUGAAAAUAUCCAAGUUUACACAUCAUCUGCAUUUGGUACCUUAAAGAAGUACAUGACUGACUAUUAUACAUUCACGGCAGAAUAUUUGAAGACCAAAGUAUUUAUUGGUGAGUGGGCACCGGAGAUUCUACAAAACAAAACACAAGUGGCAUUGAAUGCGACAAAGUUCCACGUGUCGUCAUACUUCCACUGGUUAAGGGAACAGGUUCAUGUUUAUUCAGAGAUACCU
Iphiclides podalirius (scarce swallowtail) is the source of this 1998-nucleotide messenger RNA. NCBI's taxonomy places the organism in Eukaryota, Metazoa, Arthropoda, Insecta, Lepidoptera, Papilionidae. The record is from the annotation of a GenBank genome assembly.